CAAGAAGAUUGUGCACAUGUUCGAUCACACAACUCGCCGAAACAAACUCAUGUCAAGUAGCUAUAGAAGUCGUCUUAUCAACACAAAAACAAUCUAAUGAGAAAAAGAGAUGCAAUGUUCAGGCAG
Messenger RNA from Dentiscutata heterogama, 126 nucleotides. The record is from the annotation of a GenBank genome assembly. Lineage: Eukaryota; Fungi; Glomeromycota; Glomeromycetes; Diversisporales; Gigasporaceae.